Molecule: messenger RNA, 409 nt
Organism: Acaulospora morrowiae
Lineage: Eukaryota; Fungi; Glomeromycota; Glomeromycetes; Diversisporales; Acaulosporaceae
Source: the annotation of a GenBank genome assembly
GUCGAAGAUGCCAUUAUCCACUUCGACAAAGAAAAAUUUCAUCCGCGUCGGCAACGUAUUGUCGCUUCUGCUUCUCUUUGUUGCCAAUGCCGUUUCUCUAAAUUGGCAUCCUUCCCUUAUUGACAUCUACUACAAACAUUUGACAUACCUUUCUCCUUCUCUGAUUUUUGUCGGAAUAUUUGUGCUCGUGCUCUAUGUGUUAUUAUUUGGCUUUGUCUUUUAUGUGCAAUUUAGCAACGCUUUCAUCAUACAGCGAGUUGUGACAAGCACAGUAGGGUGCUUGCUCAUCGUUAGCAAUCUCCUCAUUUGUGGUUGGUUAUUUUCUUUGACGUCGGAAGAGUUUUACCUGAGCGAACUGUUUAUGUUCUUGGCCCUGUUGGUGACCCUAAGGUUUCACCACAACAUCGUC